GGGGCGGGGGAUGCGCAGCGAGCACACGGAGCGCACGGAGAGAGCCGGGCCCGGAGCGCAGCGCUGGGGGCAGGGAUGCGGGCGCCGUGAGCCGGGCAGAGCGCGCCCAUGACGGACCUGGCAUCGCCCGCGGGCGAGAACACCUUCGCCUUUCCCGGCGGCGGCGAGGAGGGCUUUGGGGAUGAGAAGGCGUUGGUGAUCCACAGCCAGGCGGAGGAGGAGGCGGCGGGGAAGGAGUUCAAGUGCAUCCUGUGCGGGGAGUGCUUCGGCCAGCAGCCCAGCCUCGCCCGGCACCAGAAGCACCACGCCGGGGAGCGCGCCUUCAUCUGCGCCGAGUGCGGCAAGGCCUUCAGCCUCAAGCACAACCUCAUCAUCCACCAGCGCAUCCACACCGGGGAGCGGCCCUACCAGUGCGACGUGUGCCAGAAGAGCUUCAGCCUGAAGCAGAACCUGCUGACCCACCAGCGCAUCCACAGCGGCGAGAAGCCCUUCUCCUGCGGGAGCUGCGGGAAGCGCUUCCGUGAGCAGCGCUUCCUCCUCAACCACCAACGCACCCACGCCGAGGACCAACCGGGGGCCACCAGCGCCGCCGCCUGCAGCCGCUCGCCGGGCUCGGAGCCGCAUGAGGAAGCCGGUGGUCCCACGGCUGCAGGUGGCCCCUUCUCCUGCACCCGCUGCGGGAAGGGCUUCAGCUGCCGGAGCAGCCUGGCCGCACAUCAGCGCACCCACAGCGGCGAGCGGCCCUUCGCCUGCGCCGAGUGUGGGAAGAGCUUCAGCCAGAAGGGCUCCCUGAAGCUCCACCAGCGCACCCACAGGGCCGAGAACGCCCUCACCACCGAACGUCCCUUCGGCUGCGGUGAGUGUGGGAAGAGCUUCCAGCACCGAGGGAACCUCAUCACCCACCUGCGUGUGCACACCGGGGAGAGGCCGUUCGCGUGCGGGGUCUGCGGGAAGAGCUUCAGCCAGAAGGGCGACCUGAUGCGGCACCAACGCACCCACACGGGCGAGAAGCCCUUCGAGUGCACCGUCUGCGGGAAGAGCUUCUGCUCCAAGCAGACCUUCGUGCUGCACCAACGCAUCCACACCGGGGAGAAGCCCUUCUCCUGCGGCGACUGCGGGAAGAGCUUCAACCGCAAGGCCAACUUCGUCACGCACCAGAAGAUCCACCGCGGCGAGCGGCCCUUCGUCUGCGCCGAGUGCGGGAAGGGCUUCUGUGCCAAGAAAACCUUCAUCCUGCACCAGAAGAUCCACGUGGGCGAGCGGCCCUUCGGCUGCUCCCAGUGCGGGAAGAGCUUCAGCCGCAACGGCGACCUGACGCGGCACCACCGCAUCCACACCGGCGAGCGGCCCUUCGCCUGCGCCGACUGCGGGAAGAGCUUCAGCCACAACGGCGAGCUGAUCAAACACCGGCGCAUCCACACCGGCGAGAAGCCCUUCGCCUGCACCGAGUGUGGGAAGAGCUUCAACCGCAAGGGCACGCUCAUCACCCACCAGCGCAUCCACACGGGGGAGCGGCCCUUCGUCUGCGCCGAGUGCGGGAAGAGCUUCAACCUGAAGACGACGCUGAUGAAGCACACGCGCAUCCACACGGGGGAGCGGCCCUUCGCCUGCGCCGAGUGUGGGAAGAGCUUCAAGUACAAAGGCAACCUGCGGACGCACCGCCUGACGCACACGGUGCAGCGCGUCUACCCGUGCACCGAGUGCGGCCAGGUCUUCGGGCACAGGAAGGAGCUGAGCGCGCACCAGGGCGCGCACGCCGGGGAGAGGGUCCUGUCCUGCUGCCGCCCCUGCCUCCCCGCGCCCCCGCUGCUCGUGCCCCGCACGCAGACGCAGCUGCCGCUCUCCAACUCCAAUCUCUGGGAAGAUUAUGGAGCAGAUUGUCUUGAGGGAGAUCACGCAGCACGUGUGGGACAACCGGGGGAUCAGGCCUAGCCAGCAUGGGCUCAC
Messenger RNA from Gallus gallus (chicken), 1947 nucleotides. Its product is annotated as zinc finger protein OZF-like. Gene Ontology annotation, molecular function: DNA-binding transcription repressor activity, RNA polymerase II-specific. The transcript is spliced from 3 exons. Gene Ontology annotation, biological process: negative regulation of transcription by RNA polymerase II. The record is from RefSeq and is a predicted model, not a curated record. Lineage: Eukaryota; Metazoa; Chordata; Aves; Galliformes; Phasianidae. The coding region runs from base 109 to 1932 and encodes 607 amino acids.